AUGUCGAUUGCAUGUUACGUUUUUGCGGUACUGGCGCCCGUGUUUGUGCUGCUCAACGGCUUCUCACUCCAUGAAGCCAUCAAACACCCGACUUUUGGCGUCUACUCUGCCACCACCCCUCUGCUACUUUCGGCUGCGUUAUUUGCUACGCUUCCAGAACUCACACGAUCCGCCCGACCAACCUCGGCUCCGGUAUCGUCGAUACUGCUGCCACUCUGCUACCUCGGACUGGCUCUCAAUCUCGCCGCGACCCUCACCUGGACCUACAGACACUACCAGCUGCGACAGAUCAUAGUCCGAAACCACUAUGAUGCCCACUACGACAAGGUGAUUGAAAGAUGCGGGAAGAGCGCCGGCCAGGUGGCGUUUGUACACAGCUGCGAAGAUGGCAUUGCCAAAAUCAGAUCGCCCCGGCUGUCGGUGCUCGGAUGGCCCCACGUGACCCUCGUGGGCUAUCUAGUCCUGGCCGUCUUUUUCCUGUGCCCCUCCCAUAUCACCAAGUCUAGCACCACUGGUUUGGAGUAG
Molecule: messenger RNA, 525 nt
Organism: Yarrowia lipolytica CLIB122
Lineage: Eukaryota; Fungi; Ascomycota; Dipodascomycetes; Dipodascales
Source: RefSeq, a predicted model, not a curated record